UAUACGCAUGCUUGGCGCCAUGAUCUGUCACUUCAGUCUUGAGUUAAAACUCGAACCAACUCAAGCUCCCAGAGCAGAAUAAUUUUGCUGACAAAACAUAAUUUAAUUUUUUUUUUUUAGUCAUCAUUUACAUUCACUUGCAUAUUAACGAUUUUAGAUCGUUUUGUGCGCAGAAUUUUUAGUAAAUAAAAAUGGCACUAACAAGAAUGGCUCUCUCAAGAUUAACAACUAAUAGACUCUCUCAAUAUACAGUUUCCAUUUCCAAACAUCAGCAAAAUAUGAUGCUGAGACUAAUAGCCAGUAGAUUUGUAUCAACUCAUCGAAUUACAAAAAAUAUUGAACUUAUAACAAAAGAAACUUCAAUUCAAACUAAUAAAUUUAAUAAACAAGAUUCUAUUGUUUCCGAAGAUCGACCACUAUUAAUUUUACUAUGUUGGCUAUUAGCUCAACGUAAACACGUUAUGAAAUAUGCAAAUUUCUACAUGGAACAAGGUUUUGAUGUUGUUACUGUCACUGUCAGUCCAUGGCAACUAAUGUGGCCUGCCAAUGGAACUAGAAAAGUAGCUGCUGAACUUUUGGAAUUUAUGGAUCAAAAUAAAAAUUAUCAACAAAUAAUGCUACACGGCUUUUCUAUUGGCGGUUAUAUGUGGGGUGAAGUUUGUGAUUUUAUACACAAAGAUAGAAAACGAUAUGAUCAUAUUAUAGAAAGAAUUGUAGGUCAAGUUUGGGAUAGUGCUGUUGAUAUUACUGAAAUUACAAUUGGAGUACCGCCUGCAGUUUUCCCUAAUAAUGACGUAAUGCAAAAUAUGUUUAAAAAAUACAUGGAAUAUCAUUUGAAAGCUUUUCAUAAGCAAGCAACGCAAUAUUAUGUUCGUUCUAGUCAACUUUUUCACACGAAUAUUGUACAUUCGCCAGCAUUAUUUCUUUUAAGUAAAACAGAUACAAUUGGAGCUGUUAAAAGUAAUAUGAGAGUACGAGACAGUUGGGAUUCACUUGGAAUAAAGACGUACGUAAAAAUAUUCGAAGAUUCUCCACAUGUUGGACAUUUUCAAAAAUAUCCAAAGGAAUAUAUUGCGGAAUUGUAUGCAUUUAUGGAUAUGCUACAAAUGAUACAGGAUGUGGAAAAAGUUAAAACGCGACUUUAAUAUCACUCAAAAAAUGAAAAAUCAGUUUAUAAAUCAUCAAAAGACACUAGUACAAAUCUGUGACUUAAAAGCAGUUUAAUUGGUAAAAAAUUGUCAGUCAAUUUUGGAAAAAGAAAAAUAUUAAAAGCAACAAAUUAUAAAUUUCGAAGGAAAAAAAAGAUUUUGCUUUUAAGCCACAGAAUAAACAGCCUGUUAAUUUUAGGCUGUGACAAAAAAAAAAAAAAAUCAGCAAGAAAUUGCAAAUUGCCUUCUCUAGUUUAACCACCUUUUUUCGGUUUUUUUGAAAAAUUGUGGAAAUUUGCCUUCUUACUAUAUUAAAAUAUAUAGUAUGUCUCGAAA
Molecule: messenger RNA, 1484 nt
Organism: Leptopilina boulardi
Lineage: Eukaryota; Metazoa; Arthropoda; Insecta; Hymenoptera; Figitidae
Product: transmembrane protein 53
Exons: 6
Coding region: 192-1145 (317 amino acids)
Molecular function (GO): serine hydrolase activity
Source: RefSeq, a predicted model, not a curated record